CCACUUCCGGGUAGUUUUGUAGGACGGCGGAGACAAGAUAAGGCAAAUAUAUUUAAUAGCAUUUAAUAGUGUAUAUGAUGGAAACAGACUGAAAGUCAAUAUAUCCAUAUCAUGUAUGAUAAUACAAAACAUAAUAAUGAUUAUAAAUACGUCGAUGCAGUGAGGUUGAUGUUAAAUAUAUUGAGAUUCAUUUCAGAUGUGAAUGUCAAAAGUACAGUCCUGUGUCAAACAGGUUAGACACAACCCCAGAUUUGGAGUAUUCGACAAGAUGGGGUCUGUUAUUGGGAAAGCUAUGGAUGAAAACAUGAAGAAGCAGCAAGAUUUCAUGCUGAAAACACAGCAGCUUCAGCUAGAGCGUAUGAUACAGAUGAAUAAUCAGAUGAGGGAACGAAUGAUGGCUGCGCAAAUUUCAAGAGCAAGGGACAUGUUUCACUUCUUCGCUGUUUUCUAUGGCUUUGCCUGUAUUGGUGGUAUAGCUGGGUUCAUGAAAAUGAAAAAACCAGGAGCUAUUGCACCACUCUUGCCGCUGACCUUUGUCUUCAUGUACCAGGGGGAUAUGGCUUAUGGUGACAAGAUGGUCAGAAUUAGAGAGGAGGCUGACAGAAUCAUGGAUAAGGAGGCACAUCUGCUAGAUCUCCCACACGGCCUGCCGACUUUCAGUAGUAUCGAGGCUGCCCGACUCAAACAGAUGGAUGAAAAUAGAGUAAACCAAGGCCAUGACAUAUUCUUGUAAUGCUGUAGUGACAUGUGAUAUUGAUAAUUAAUUGAAUGAGAGUUGUAUACAUGUUUAGAAUUAUUGAUGAGAAAUAGUGUAAUAAAAGAUCUCAGGGUCAGUAGAAAUUAGUAUUGAAUGUUUUUUCUAUUUAUGAGAGAAAAAAUUAGAUUUGAUAUUGUGAAUUUUCAUAAUGAAAGUCGUCAUUUAAAAAUGUGAAAAUAUGUUUGUGUAUAUCUGGUAAACAACAUACAAGUACCAGCCUGAGGGUAGAAUAGAAAAAUUACAUUAAUAUAUGAAGCAAGAACGAAUUGUGAAAUAAAAUGUGUAACACUGUUGUGAUGUAGAUGAUGUCAUACUAUUGUCUAAGUAGAGCAUACACUUGUCAUUAGAUCAAUCUUUAGCAUUGAAAAAUACUUCCCAAGUUAUGCAAUGUACAUAACGGAAUGUAACACUCCUGUUAAAAUUAUACUGAUUUUGAAUGUUUAUAAUUUCAUAACAAAUUAAAUAGUCACAUUAAAUACAUUGCAUAUUUCAUAACCACAAGUGUAAGAUUUUCUAUGUAUGUAGUUAAGUUGAUUUUUUCCAACAGACAUCUAUUUUAAGAAAUCUAAUACUAUCGUAAAAUUGGACUUAAUCUGUUAAGAAAUGACAGCUGUUGCUGAAGUGGUAGUGUAUAAUUACUAUAUAAAUGUUAUAUGACUGUUAUAUCUUGAAUAUAGAUAAGGGCUAUUUUGGUAAAACAGCUAUCCCACCCCAGGUCUCCAGGUUUUGUUAAGGGGUACCAUCCAUAGAAGUUAAUAAAUUAAUUAAAAUUAAAAAUGAUUAAUAUUUCUAAAUGCAUUAAUAUAUGAGAGUUUUAAUUUUAUAGAUACUUAAUAUAUCCACCAUGUUGUGAUUGCAUGAUAAUGUAGACUACAAUACAUGUGUAUUAUUAUAACAAUACUUUGAUUAUGUAGAAUAUGUAAUUAGCAUCAACUGCAUGCUUACCAACUUUCCAAAUGUUUUUAGGUCUUGAAAAAACUAAAAGUUCUAAAAAGAGCUCAAAAUGACCUCUUUUGCAAAAUUACUUUGUAAAAUGUCAUAGUUUAUGAUUUUCUAUUAAACUGCUUUGGAAAUUUUCUAUUAACAUACUUUGGAAUUUGGAGUCUCCUACCAAAGGUAAGAUGGCAAGUAUGCAAAUGAGAAAUAUAGUGUUCACAAAAUUUUAAUUUGUAUAUAAAAACGCUGUAUUUUCAGCAUGAACAUAUUUUA
This is a messenger RNA of Pecten maximus, 1966 nucleotides long. RefSeq names its product plasminogen receptor (KT)-like. Gene Ontology annotation, cellular component: plasma membrane. Gene Ontology annotation, biological process: positive regulation of plasminogen activation. Lineage: Eukaryota; Metazoa; Mollusca; Bivalvia; Pectinida; Pectinidae. The record is from RefSeq and is a predicted model, not a curated record.